AUGCCUGAGACGUUCAAGCACACGUUCGACACCGCCGUCUUCAAGGGCGACGUCUCUGUCCCCCUCGGUCUCUACAUCGAUGGCAAGUGGGUCGACGGUGCCAACAAUACUACGAUCGACGUCAUCAAUCCUACGACCGGCAAGACGUUCACGAAAAUCGCCGAGGGGACCCCCAAAGAUGUCGACACUGCCGUCGCCGCCGCCCACAAGGCCUUCGAGACCGUUUGGGGUCUCAACACCACCGGCAGCGACCGCUCCCGCCUCAUGCACAAGCUCGCGGACCUCAUGGAGGCGAACGGAGACAGGCUCGCCGCGCUCGAGUCCCUCGACAACGGCAAGACCUUCCACUUCGCGAAGAACACCGACGUCGAGCACGCGGUCGCCUGCAUCCGCUACUACGCCGGCUGGGCCGACAAGAUCCUCGGCCAGGUCAUCGAGACCUCCGAGGCCAAGCUCUGCUACACCCGCCACGAGCCCAUCGGCGUCGUCGGCCAGAUCAUCCCCUGGAACUUCCCUCUCGUAAUGAUGAUCUGGAAGAUCGGCCCCGCGCUCGCGACCGGCUGCGCGAUCGUCAUGAAGCCGUCCGAGUUCACGCCCCUCACCGCGCUGCUCAUGUCGCAGCUCAUCCACGAGGCCGGCUUCCCCCCUGGCGUCUUCAACCUCGUCAACGGCUACGGCGGCGUCGUCGGCCAGGCGAUCUCCGAGCACCCUCGCAUCGAGAAGGUCGCCUUCACCGGCAGCACCCUUGUCGGCCGCAAGAUCAUGGAGGCCGCCGCCAAGUCCAACCUCAAGAAUGUCACGCUCGAGCUCGGCGGCAAGAGCCCGACCAUCGUCUUCGACGACGCAGACCUUGACCAGGCCGUCAAGUGGGCCGCCUUCGGUAUCUACUUCAACCACGGCCAGACGUGCUCCGCCGGCUCGCGCAUCUUCGUCCAGGAGGGUAUCUACGACGAGUUCCUCAAGCGCUUUACGGAGCACACCAAAACGCUCAAGGUUGGCGACCCCUUCAACCCCGAGAACUUCCAGGGCCCGCAGGUCUCGCAGCAGCAGUACGACCGCAUCAUGGGCUACAUCGACUCCGGCAAGGAGCAGGGCGCGACGCUCCACCUCGGCGGCAGCCGCGUCGGCAACGAGGGCUACUUCAUCACCCCGACCAUCUUCACCGACACGAAACCAAACAUGAAGAUCGUCAAAGAGGAGAUCUUCGGGCCGGUGUGCGUGGUGAUCAAGUUCAAGGACGACGCCGACGUCGUCGUGCAGGCGAACGACUCCGUCUACGGCCUCGCCGCCUCCGUCUUCUCCCAGAACCUCACCCGCGCAAUUUCGACGGCGCACAAGCUCCAGGCGGGCACCGUCUGGGUGAACAACUACAACAUGCUCCACCCGAACGUGCCCUUCGGCGGCUACAAGCAGUCCGGCAUCGGGCGCGAGCUCGGCGAGUACGCGCUGUCCAACUACACCACGACGAAGGCGGUGCAGGUCAACCUCCACAUCAAGAUCUGA
Molecule: messenger RNA, 1503 nt
Organism: Epithele typhae
Lineage: Eukaryota; Fungi; Basidiomycota; Agaricomycetes; Polyporales; Epitheliaceae
Product: aldehyde dehydrogenase
Exons: 7
Coding region: 1-1503 (500 amino acids)
Molecular function (GO): aldehyde dehydrogenase (NAD+) activity
Source: RefSeq, a predicted model, not a curated record